CAAAAAACGUAGCCAUUUACCAAGGUAUUUGAUUCGAACUCUUCUUCUUCUUAUUCUUUGUCUCAAAUACAGUAAUGGCAGGAAACGCCAUUAAAAAACUUCAGAAACUGCCUCACGUGUUUGGCAAGGUUCUUGAAUUGCCGUUUCGGUCCGAUGCGGAUGUGGAGGUGGAAGAAAACCCGGAAUUCUUCCGUUUCGUGACCGAAAUCGGCGUGCACGGUGAUGUCAACAGCGCCAUUGACGUUGGUAAUGUGAGGGCUGAGGCAGUGGAGAUACAUCCUGGAGUGACGAAGAUUGUGGUGAGAAAUGGAGACAAAGGUGGCAAAGCGGAGUUGUUCUUGGAACAGCUGAAGGUGGACACGUGGAGGUUUAGGUUGCCUGCAUCGGCAAAGCCGGAGCUGGCUACGGCGGUGUUUGUGGACGGAGAGUUAGUCGUGACGGUACCAAAGGGUGGUAAUGGCCGUGGAGUUUACGGCGGAAGGGACAAUGUUUUGGUACGCAGGCUUGUUGUUGUCUAGUAGUGAGAGCUAAGUCCUCCGUCCGUUCCAUUUUUGUACUAUGUAUUUUAGUUUAACUAUGUACGAAAUUCAAGGGGCUUCAAGUAACGGUAAA
This is a messenger RNA of Nicotiana tabacum (common tobacco), 612 nucleotides long. RefSeq lists its product as uncharacterized. The record is from RefSeq and is a predicted model, not a curated record. Lineage: Eukaryota; Viridiplantae; Streptophyta; Magnoliopsida; Solanales; Solanaceae.